GUAGCAGAGUGCAGAGAUUGAAAACCAACAAAGAAGAUAAUAACUUCCGUGUUCGUCGUGGCCGACUGCUUUAAACACUUUUUAAAAGGUGAAUGUAAUUUUUUAUGCUUUUAAAAAUGGACAAAGUGAAGGACAGACGACGGGAGAACACAAGUGUGGCUACUGAGAUCGAUCGCUUGGAGGAGCGACGGGCUCGUUGCCAAGACAACCUGGAGAAGGCGGAGUUUCGAAGCAGGAAGAAGUUGUCAGAGGAGGAGAGGCAAGAAGUGGAAAAAGACAUGGCGUUAAUAACUGAGAGCGUGAAAAAAUUGGACAAGGAGUUACAGAUGUUACGCGGUGAAAACAGGAAGAACACGAUGCUGUCGGUGGCCGUGCUGGCGGCUUGCGCUCUCUUCUACUACAUCUUCAUCUACGACGACGACGCCCCAUGACACCAAAAGCGGGUUUAGUCUCGCUUGUUAGUGUGAAUGGCCUGCAGUGUACAGGACUGACAACUCAUAAAUGAGACCAAACUAAGUGCUAACGAGGGUUGGUUAGUGCCUACUUUCUGCCUCUAGAUGGCAUUAUUGUCACUUGUGUGACCUUUUGAGCAUGUGCGGCUUUUUUUUUUUAACAAAAGGUAAUUUUGUAACAUAAAUAUCACCAAAUGAGCUUAGCAUGAAGUAAAUGCAUAUACUACAUGUGCAUGCUUCUUGUUUUAUUAAAAUCAUAUUGACAUUGAAAGAGAGACAGCGCUAAAUAAUGAUCAGAAAAAUAUUAUUGUUAAUUAGCUUAUUUUUCUAGUUGAGAUUGUAUUAUAUUAGUCAUCUGCAGUGCAUUACUUGGAGGAAAAAAGAACAGCAUUUAUUUUCCCAUCAAAGCCAUUUGCAGCAGUAAGCAAGCACGGCUCAUUAAAUGAGUCACUGCGUCAAGAGAAGCCAGAAAUGGUCAACAUUUAAUUGGUUAUCUUCAAAAAUGGACAUAAACAGGAAAUUCUAUGAUAGAUCUAUGUUUUUUUUUGUUUUUCAAAAUCAGAAAUAAAGCGUCAGCCUCCACGAAAACAACAUAUUUUUAGUCUUUCUCCGACGAUAAUGCAGGACAUCAGCAUCUGGCCUAAUGUCAUCCUUAACAGAUUUUAAGGGUGGAGUUUCUGAAAAUGCUGCAGGAAAUUGCAAAAUAAGUUAAGCACCUUCCUUGCUUGGGCUAUCCAUCCAUCCAUUUUUCUACUGCUUGUCCCUCUCGGGGUUGCGGGGAGUGCUGGAGCUUAUCCCAGCUGCACUCGAUGAUGUUCUAUAGAUUGACCCACUGAAUGCUUAAUAAAAAUAUUUCAAUGUAUUUGAAAUAAAAUAAGAAA
Messenger RNA from Nerophis ophidion (straightnose pipefish), 1333 nucleotides. RefSeq names its product coiled-coil domain containing 167 (gene ccdc167). The record is from RefSeq and is a predicted model, not a curated record. The transcript is spliced from 4 exons. Lineage: Eukaryota; Metazoa; Chordata; Actinopteri; Syngnathiformes; Syngnathidae. The coding region runs from base 105 to 431 and encodes 108 amino acids.